Parasteatoda tepidariorum (common house spider) is the source of this 978-nucleotide messenger RNA. It is a transcript of the gene ClpP, whose product is annotated as Caseinolytic protease proteolytic subunit. Gene Ontology annotation, molecular function: ATPase binding; serine-type endopeptidase activity; ATP-dependent peptidase activity. The record is from RefSeq and is a predicted model, not a curated record. Lineage: Eukaryota; Metazoa; Arthropoda; Arachnida; Araneae; Theridiidae. Gene Ontology annotation, cellular component: endopeptidase Clp complex. Gene Ontology annotation, biological process: protein quality control for misfolded or incompletely synthesized proteins.
UCAAACAAUCAAUCAAUGAUUUUAUCAAUCACUUCAUUUAAUGCAAAUUAUUUAGCUUUUCUCGUUUUUUCGUCUGGCUUUUUUAACCUAUGACCUGGACCUGCCGCUUAGAAAACGUUUCUAAUUUUCCUAUAAAGCAAGUGCUAUAAUUAAACAUGCUCGCAUCUCUUAAAACGAUUGCAAAAAAAUUUUCAAGAAUACCUGCUCCAGUUAUUGAAAAUGUUCCAAGAUGCUUCCACAGAAGUUCUCAAAAUUUUUUACCAUUGAUUCCCAUGGUAAUAGAACAAACAGGAAGAGGAGAAAGAGCAUAUGAUAUUUAUUCUAGGCUUCUAAAAGAAAGAAUUAUUUGUUUAAUGGGUCCAGUCACAGAUGAGAUGUCUAGUUUAGUAGUUGCUCAACUUUUGUUUCUUCAAUCGGAGAGCAGCAAAAAGCCGAUUCAUAUGUAUAUCAACAGUCCUGGUGGGAUAGUCUCUGCUGGCAUGGGAAUUUAUGAUACAAUGCAGUACAUUUUGCCUCCUAUUUCAACUUGGUGUGUUGGUCAAGCAUGUAGCAUGGCCAGCCUUUUGCUUUGUGCUGGAGAGCCUGGAAUGAGGCAUUCCUUACCAAACUCAAGAAUUAUGAUUCACCAGCCUUCUGGUCAAGCAGCUGGUCAAGCAACUGACAUUCAGAUACAGGCAAAAGAAAUUGUAUUAUUGAAGAAACGACUCAAUCAAUUGUACGCCGACCAUACAAAACAACCAUUAGAAGUUAUUGAAAAAAGCAUGGAGAGAGAUAGUUUCAUGAAUCCUGAAGAAGCUAAAGAAUUUGGACUUAUUGAUGCUGUAUUAUCUAAGCCUCCUGUUAUGGAGGACGAUAAAAAGGGUUCUCCAUUUAGCUAAUGUAAUCAUCAUUUAUUAUGUAUUAAAAUUUCAUCAUUUUUGUACAUAUGUUUGUGUUUGAUUAGUAGAGGGCUAGGCUAAAUAAAAUAAUAUUUAUUUA